AUGGCAGACGACCCUGUAACAGUUGAAAGAAAAUUUGGUAGUCUUAGCGAGUACAGCAUACAGGUGAACCGAUGGAUCUUAAAACCAAUAGGCGCUUGGCCCUCUUCAAAUUCUACUACUAACCGCGAAAAAUUCAUGUCAUGGAUUUUAAAUGUGAUUUGCUGGUGCUUUUCAUUGUUCACUAUAAUUCCUGGCGUAUUAAACAUCCUGCUCGAGAAAGAAGACCUUUACCUCAAACUAAAAAUGUUUGGUCCACUUAGUCAUUGGUGUGUCGGAGGAUUCAAUUACGCUGUGUUGUUGCUACGCCAAGGUGACAUACAUUAUUGCAUAAAACAUAUAAGAACCGACUGGAAGACUAUAACAAGGUUGGAUGACCAACGAGUAAUGCUAAAAAAUGCGAAACUCGGUCGUUACAUCGCGUGUUUCUGCGCCGCUUUCAUGCAUGGGAGCGUCUUUUGCACUUGCCUUGUAUUAGGAGCAUUUAAACGAACCAUCGAAGUCAGAAAUGAGACCAUCCUCGUAUAUACUUUACCUUGCCCAGCGUAUAAACUUCCAGUUCAAACUAAUCCAGGACACGAUAUCAUUCUUGGUACACAAUUUUUAUCAGCAUUUAUCGCAACAUCAAGCGCCGCUGGCGCGUUUAGUCUUGCUACAGUUUUCGCAAGCCAUGCUCUUGGUCAGUUAAAUAUAAUGGUAACUUGGAUCAACGAAUUCGUGAAUCAGCAUUCGAAAGAUCAGAAUAAUAAUGCUCGUGCCAAUAGAAUAGGUGUAAUCGUGGAACAUCAUUUGAGAGCUCUAAGUUUGAUCGCACGUAUCGAACGUAUUAUGAGUCCAAUAUGCUUCAUGGAAAUGUUCAAAUGUAUGCUGGGUAUGUGCAUGCCUAGCUAUUACAUUCUUGCGGAAUGGUCUGAACAUAAUAUUCAGAACAUAACUGCAUAUGUUAUGAUAAUUAUUUCUAUGACUUGCAACAUUUUUUUAGUAUGUUACAUCGGUGAAAUAAUAAUGGAAAAGUGUAAAAAGAUUGGAGACAUGGUUUAUAUGGCAGACUGGUAUCAUUUGCCUGACCAAGAUAUCAUAAAUCUGAUUAUGAUCAUUUCUCGGUCUAGCAUGGAAGUUAAAAUGACUGCGGGGAAGAUAAUUGACAUGUCCGUAUUAACAUUCGCUAAUAUUGUAAAGACAGUUUUUGCGUACCUAAAUAUGCUACGUCAGACGACGAUGACGUAAGCUGCACAUAUCUUUAACGUAUAUCUACUUAGACAAUAAACUUUAUCAUUUUUCUGUUAAAACAACUUGGAGGUACAAAAAAUAUUUCUUUCACCUUUUAUGAUGAUUAAAUGUGUGCUUUUGAUGUGCAGUAAAAAAGAACAUAUUAUAGCAUAAAUCUCAUUGAGAUGGUUGAUAAAAUUAUAAUUAUAUCUAAUCAUAUUUUUAGACAAUUAAUUAUUGGACAACACUCCUGAAAAAUUAAUACUAUUGAAAGUUCAUGUGAAAUUAUUAUUAUUUUAAUCUAGAAUAGCUUUUGAAAUUAUUACUGAUUAGUAUGCAUUAGUUAUUUUUUACUUAUUCAAACAAUAUCAAAUAUAUUUAUAUUCAUUCGUGAAAACAUUUCUAGAAAUUUCACUGGAUUGUAUAGAUACACAUACAUGCCUUGCUACGGAUUGAAUCAACAGGUGGUUAUAAGGAGAUUUCAACUGCACAGACAGUAAGUUUCUCGAAUCUGAUUUGCCAUAUACCAUACUUUUAGCACAUGAACAAUUCUAAAACUUCAUUGUAGCUAAUACGCAUUUACGCACAAGUGUCUAUCAAUCAUGGUGCAAUGUACUUCAAUCGAAUGUCUUCUGUUACAGAUGUUAAAAUCGUUACUGACUACGGAUGUUACAGCCGUCAUCUC
Messenger RNA from Bombus pyrosoma, 1891 nucleotides. RefSeq names its product odorant receptor 22c-like. Gene Ontology annotation, molecular function: olfactory receptor activity; odorant binding. NCBI's taxonomy places the organism in Eukaryota, Metazoa, Arthropoda, Insecta, Hymenoptera, Apidae. The record is from RefSeq and is a predicted model, not a curated record. Gene Ontology annotation, cellular component: plasma membrane. Bases 1 to 1224 code for a protein of 407 amino acids. Gene Ontology annotation, biological process: sensory perception of smell; detection of chemical stimulus involved in sensory perception of smell. The transcript is spliced from 5 exons.